GAGGACUGCGCUCAUGGCCUUUACUGUUUCAGUUUCCCGCUCUCACAGUCUCACCCUUCUUAGUUUCCGUCUCUAUCUUUCGAUCUUGUUGUGGCAGGAUGGAAGAGCAAAAUCACUAUUUACCCAUCUCUUCUUCUGCUUCCAUCCAUGCCCAUCCCUCUGAUUCCGCUCCGUCGUCGUCGUCGUCAUCUUUCCUGGCUUCCUCUUCCUUGCAAGCCCAGGAAGAAGAGGCCCAGAUUCUUCAAGAGCAGGACCAGCAGCGUCAGGCAAGCGUCUCUUAUCGUGUCAACAUCUCAAUACCCGCCAUGCCAUCCUUCGAGAUGAUGGAUGAUGCCUGGUCCUGCCUCAUCGUGCUCAUCACCUUCUGGUUCUUCGCAGCAUCCAUGACUCUGAUACUGGGCUUUUAUGGAUCUGUGAAUUUACAAUUGACCCCAAAUUACUCCCGUCUCCUGCAAGCUAAUUCGAUCUUGGUGCAGGAUAUCAAGGUGCAAGAAGAAGGAGACCCAAAACCUAGUCCGAUCCUAUAUGGCUUUUACGGAACACCUCGUCUUGAUGUCGAGACGACUUGGUCUCAAAUCCAUAAUGCUUCUAUUCCACCCAAUUUCCACAAGGAGUGGAUGUAUUUCCUGAAUGUAGGAUCCCAACUGGAUAUUUUCUACAGUGUGAAAUCUCAGAACUCCCCUUUAUUCCUUGUAAUUGCUGAAGGUAAAGAAAACUUUGUCGAGUGGAUAGAAGAUCCAUCAUAUCCAAAUACUACAUUGUCAUGGAAUAUCAUUCAUGGAAGUGGGACGAUUCAACAGAAAGUUUUCAAGUCAUCUAACUACUUUGUUGCAUUGGGUAACUUAAAUUCUGAGGAGGUGAAGGUAAAGUUGGAAAUUACAAUAUGGGCUCUCAUGUAUAAUACAACAGAGGCAUAUUACAAAUGCUCCGUGUCUCACAGUUCAUGUGAUUUGAAGCUUUUCCUUGUGGGGUCCAAUGCUGCUGUCCUAACCUCUUCUGGUCCAGAACAGGACACAGACAGUGAUAGCCAAUAUGUCAUGCUUUCGUAUGGACCACGAUGGCUCACAUAUCUUGUUGCCUCAGGUGGAAUGACUUUGGUAAUGUUAUUGGCCUCGAAGGUAUGCAUCCAGUUUCAAUCCACCACUGGAGAUGAAACUGGAUAUCAGACAGUGGAGGUGAGAUCUGAGAGAACCCCAUUGCUUACAGACAAAGAUGAUGAUCUCUCCAGUUGGGGCUCAUCUUAUGAGUCUGUCUCUCAUGAUGAGGAGGAUUUUGAGGAAUGCAUCAGAGUAGGUUCCCUUGAAGCAAAACCACUAAAUGAUGGGGAAAACAAUAGCAAUCCCCGGCGCCUAUGCGUAAUUUGUUUUGAUGCACCAAGAGAUUGCUUCUUCCUUCCAUGUGGGCACUGUGCAGCAUGUUUUACAUGUGGAACAAGGAUUGCAGAGGAGGCUGGCAUUUGUCCUAUUUGUCGUAGGAAAAUGAAGAAGGUGAAGAAAAUAUUCACAGUUUGAGAAGGCAGAUGCCCUUGUUAGGAAGGUGUGGCAGGUAGAGCAGUUCCAAUCUCUGCUGGUCGCUGGGAACUCCUGCUUGACUACCCACUGCUACCUUAAUCCAUCAACAAAACGGGAGAUGGUCUUCUUCAAGUGACCAUAAAAAAAAAAAACCAGGAGCCAAGGCGACCCAUCUCCACCUAAAAUAGCUGCAUAGUUUUUUCCCUUGCGAUUUCAGGUGGCAUUAUAACAGGGAGAAGAGAAAGAAUGGAUGAAGCUAUGGAGCACCAUUUCAGAAAUGGAACAGUUAACCCAAAGUUUUGUUUUGUUUUUAUUUUUUAGGAUUUCCACUUUCCACCAUGUAUUAAUAUGACUGUAUUUAGGAAUUUGGUUUAAAUGCAUUGUAAGUGUAGAAAUUGAUAUUGAUCUAGUCUUACCUGAAGCAAAAUUAUUUUGCUUUUAUCAUCCUUCA
Molecule: messenger RNA, 1962 nt
Organism: Nelumbo nucifera (sacred lotus)
Lineage: Eukaryota; Viridiplantae; Streptophyta; Magnoliopsida; Proteales; Nelumbonaceae
Product: E3 ubiquitin-protein ligase APD2-like
Biological process (GO): cell cycle; protein ubiquitination
Cellular component (GO): endosome; plant-type vacuole membrane
Molecular function (GO): ubiquitin protein ligase activity
Source: RefSeq, a predicted model, not a curated record